Molecule: messenger RNA, 3722 nt
Organism: Beta vulgaris subsp. vulgaris (sugar beet)
Lineage: Eukaryota; Viridiplantae; Streptophyta; Magnoliopsida; Caryophyllales; Amaranthaceae
Product: calmodulin-binding transcription activator 3
Exons: 12
Coding region: 293-3370 (1025 amino acids)
Biological process (GO): regulation of transcription by RNA polymerase II
Cellular component (GO): nucleus
Molecular function (GO): transcription coregulator activity; protein binding; double-stranded DNA binding
Source: RefSeq, a predicted model, not a curated record
AGUAUCCGCGUUCAUGCUUACCAAAUUGAGGAGAUUAGCCGGAUACGCACCUCCGCGGUCUUUGUAAUUACUAAUUACACAGAUCACACUUCACAGAUGUCCACCUUCAUAGUAGUAGUUCAUACGUUGCUUCCUUUCUAAUUGCCUACUGUCAUAGUGUCAUCUAAUAAUCGCUUUGUUGAACCAUUCAAUUUCUGAUAUGCUCUCUCAUUUCAUCAUUUACAUUCCAAGAAGGCAAAAAUUCCACUCAAUUUCUUCAUUUCCGUAGUUUUACGAGGGUUUCAUCACUUUAAUGGCUCUCACGAAUCAAUUUGACAUCGAACAACUGCUCCUUGAAGCUCAACAUCGAUGGCUGCGGACACCUGAAAUUUGUGAGAUUCUUCGGAAUUAUGAGAAUUUUAAUGUUGCCCCAGAGCCUCCGAAAAAACCUUCCAGUGGCUCACUCUUCUUGUUUGACAGAAAGGUACUGAGAUACUUUAGGAAGGAUGGUCAUAGUUGGAGGAAGAAAAAGGAUGGAAAGUCAAUUAAAGAGGCUCACGAGAGGCUGAAGAUUGGAAGUGUCGAUGUGCUGCACUGCUACUAUGCCCACGGGGAAGAGAAUGAAAAUUUUCAAAGAAGAAGUUAUUGGAUGCUAGAAGAGGAGCUCUCGCACAUUGUCCUUGUUCACUAUAGGGAAGUGAAGGGCUAUAGGACAAAUAUAAACCGCUCUAAAGAGACUGAAGAAGCUAUUAUGAAUGCCCCGGAAGUUGAACAAAUUAUAUGCAAUUCUGAAGCUGAUAGUUCCAUGAAUUCGGAUCUGCAACAAAAUAGUUGUCAGAUGCUUUCUCAAAACACUGAUAGUAGAAGCCUCAACAGUGGUCAGGCAUCAGAUUAUGGAGAUGCUGAGUCAGGCAGUUAUCAAGCAAAGUCAACCACCUCCUCUCUGGAGAUUGAUGAAGAUAGACAAUCACAAAAACAUCAAAAAGAGCUGUGGGGAUGGCAGGAUGUUUUGGAGAGUCAUAAUGCCAGAGUGGAAUCUGCAUCAGUAAAACCCUCUAUUUUCAAUGGACAUUCAAAUUCUGUCCAUGUCAUACCUAAACAAGAAAAUAUGCUUGGAAAGUAUUUCUUAACAGACCCCUUCCGUGAAAGCCAGGCAUUUACAGAUCCUUCUCAAUGCCCAGAAGAAUGGCAGGUGUCUGCUGACAAUGCAAUGCAUUUGGGCUCUGCUUGUAAAAUGAAAGAUGCUAUUACGCCAAAGUUACAUGAAUACCUUGCAACUGAUAGUAUGUGCGGGGAUGGACAGACUAUGCAUGGUAUGGGUCAUCUACAAACCCAGUCCUCUGUUGCAGCGUGCAAGAAAGAUAUAUCAGAUGUAGAGAGCAAUCUGACUGUUGAGAAAAAGUCCAGCCACUUCUCUGCUACAGGAAUUCUAUUAGAUAGAUCCGUCAAAGACAAAGUUUUAAAUAAGAGUGACAGCUUCAGCCGGUGGAUGUGCAAAGAGUUGGGUGAUGUGGAGCCAGUCAUGCUGUCCUCUGGUGCAUACUGGGAUGCUGAUGACAAACGAAACAAUUGUCCCAUUCUUCCUCCAGCUAAGUUGGACUCUUACACGCUUAGCCCCUCACUUGCUCAAGAACAGAUUUUUAGGAUUGCUGAUUUUGCUCCAAAUUGGAGUUAUGCAGGCUCUGAAACUAAGGUUUUAAUUACUGGGAAGUUCUUGAAGACUCAUCCAGAUGCAAGAAAAUGUCGUUGGUCAUGUAUGUUUGGUGAAGUGGAAGUACCAGCUGAGGUUAUAGCUGACGGUGUCCUACGUUGCUAUGCACCACCACAUGGUGUGGCUAGAGUUCCAUUUUAUGUUACAUGUUCCAAUAGAUUAGCUUGUAGUCAAGUGAGGGAGUUCGAAUACCGAAAUAAAUUUAUGCAUGGAUUUGAUAUGACCUCUUUGAGCAACAGAUCUGAUGUCCUUCAGAUAAGAUUUUUCAAUUUGUUGUCAUUGGGUUCAAGCUAUUGUGAAAAUAAGCUGCUGAGCAACCGGGAUAGUAGCUCCGAUCUGCAUCAUGAAAUCACUUCAUUGCUUAAAGGAAGUAACAGUGAGUGGUUCCAGAUACUGGAACUUUCUUCCAAAGAGGAAUCAUCUCCGAGUGGAGUGAAAGAUAGGCUGGCUGAAAAGCUUCUGAAAGAGAAGUUGUGUGAGUGGCUUCUAUGUAAGGAAGCUGAAGGUGGAUAUGGUCCCCGUGGUUUGGAUGAGAAUGGCCAGGGUGUGCUACAUUUUGCUGCUGCUCUUGGCUAUGACUGGGCCAUUUCCCCAACUAUAGCUGCCGGUGUGAGUAUCAACUUCCGCGAUGUGCGUGGAUGGACUGCACUGCAUUGGGCAGCAUAUUAUGGCAGGGAGCGUACAGUUGUUUAUCUCAUCUCUCUGGGUGCGUCUCCUGGCGCAUUAACAGAUCCUACCCCGACAUAUCCAAUGGGAAGAACAUCUGCUGACUUGGCUUCAGAGAAUGGCCAUAAAGGGAUUGCUGGCUUUCUGGCUGAAUCAGCCUUGAGUGCCCAUCUUAAAUGUUUAACUUUGAAGGAGAAACUUAAACAGGAUAGUGCAGUAGACUCACCUGGGAUGACAUCGGUAUUAACUGCCUCAGAGCGGGUUCCUACCCAGGUUAGCAGUGGAGAUGAUCAUGGACUAUCAUUGAAGGACUCGUUAGCAGCUCUUUGCAAUGCCACUCAAGCUGCUGCACGAAUUCAUCAAGUCUACAGGUCACAUUCUUUUAAGAGGAAACAGAUGAGAGAGUUUGGUAAUGAUAAAAUGGAAUCGGAAGAAUAUGCUCUCUCGGUAAUUACUUUGAAAUCCCACAAACAGGUCCAUCAUGAUGAGCCAGUGCAUGCUGCUGCCAUUAGAAUCCAAAAUAAAUUUCGAGGUUGGAAAGGAAGGAAAGAGUUUCUUACACUCAGGCAGCAGAUUGUCAAAAUCCAGGCACAUGUUCGAGGACACCAGGUAAGGAAGCACUAUAAAAAGUUUGUAUGGUCGGUGGGCAUCAUGGAGAAGGCAAUUCUUCGUUGGAGAAGAAAAAGAAGUGGAUUACGGGGGUUUAAAUCCGAGUCACUGACUGUAAAACCAGAAUUUGAGGGCACAUCUUCAAAGGCAGAUGACUAUGAUUUUCUCAAGGAAGGUAGGAAGCAAGCUGAAGAAAGGCUACAGAAAGCUUUAUCCAGGGUAAAGUCAAUGGUCAAAUAUCCAGAGGCAAGAGACCAGUACCGCAGGCUGCUUACGACUGUGACAGAGAUCAAGGAGAUGAAGGAUGGAUGUAGUGGUGCUAUUGAUGGGCCGGAUGCAGCAGCAUCUAUGGAUGAUGACAUGGUUGAUCUUGAUACAUUGCUGAAUGAUGACACUAUGCCAUAGGAAAAAAGCAACAGACAUCUCUAUUCUCUUCUAGCGAGUCUAAAUACCUAAUUGAUAUGCAUGUAACAAGUAUGAUAAUGACUAAAAUGUCCUUUUUCAAUCAACAAGGGCAUAGGGUAUUAUUUUGUCAUAAUCAUAAAGGGUAUUCUAGUCAUUGCCUUUACGUACAGUAAGUAACUGGCAUGAGAUUAUUAUUUGAUAUUUUUUCCUCCUCUAACAUAGGUUAUUAGGUUGAUCUCUUACCAUCAAUUGUUGUAUAGCUCCUCGUUGAGGGUUAGGGUUAUCUGUAUAGUUUACUAAUAUCCAAUUAGGUUACUUGAGUAUAUGAAAUACCAUAUAUCACAUUUUAUCA